CUUAGACAUGGCCAUGUUUCGGUGCCAUGCUGGCAGUGGCUGUGGGAAUCCUGGCGCUGGAUCUGGUGUUGGGUCGAAAGUUGCAGGGCGACGUGAUACUUGGAUCUGGGCAAGCCACUGUGAUCAGCAAGUUUUGCUUCGAUUUCAGCCCACAGUGCGUGGAUCACCAUGCGUGUGUCAAUCCACCGGGAAGCAUUGACCUCCAGGUGCAUUCGGCUCAUCUAAGCCAGACAUCCUCCAUGCGUGUGGCGGAGGACACCGUAGUGGACACCUUUGGGGAACACUUCAAGAACCAGCAGAACCAGGCCCUCAUCGAUGUGAACCCCACCACCUUCGAGACGCUGGAGCUGCCGCAUGAGCAACAGGAGACAACGUGUCGUUCUCAGAGGUCUCCUGCAAAACCAUCUCUUUGUGGAACUGCAGUGACCUGCAGCAGGCGCAACUGCCCCAAGCAGACCAACACCAAAGGGAAUGACUUUGAAGACUACUCCCUGAAGCAAGAGCUGCUGACGGGGAUCUUUGAGAUGGGCUAUAAGAAGCCAUCCCCUAUUCAGGAAGAGAGCUUGCCGGUGGCUCUGGCCGGCAAGUCAAUCUUGGCCAGAGCAAAGAACGGUACAGGAAAGACGGGAGCAUUUGUGAUCCCGAUCCUUGAGAAGUGCAACACAACCAAGAAUGCAAUCCAGGGUCUCAUCCUCGUCCCUACGAGAGAGUUGGCCUUGCAGACGUCGUCAGUGGUGAAAGAAAUUGGAAAACACAUGAAUGUCCAAUGCAUGGUCUCAACAGGCGGCACAAGCCUUCGAGAGGACAUUAUGCGUUUGUACAAUGAGGUCCAUGUAGUGGUGGCUACCCCAGGUCGUGUUCUCGACCUUGCCAACAAGAAUGUGUGCAACUUGAAGGAGUGCCACAUGGUUGCCAUGGAUGAGGCUGACAAGCUUCUCUGCCCCAAGCUCCAGCCUUUGAUUGAGGACCUCAUCAAGUUCUUGCCUCAAGAGAGGCAAAUCCUGAUGUACUCGGCCACGUUCCCGAUGACCAUCUUGGACUUCAAGAACCGAUUUAUGGCCAAGGCGCAUGAGAUCAAUUUGAUGGAUGCACCUACAGCUGAGGGUGUGGUGCACUGUUGCGCAUUUGUUGAAGAGAGGCAGAAGGUUCACUGCCUCAACACCUUAUUUGCCAAGUUGCAGAUUAAUCAGGCAAUCAUUUUCUGCAACUCCGUGACGCGCGUGGAGUUGCUUGCCAAGAAAAUUACAGAGCUUGGCUUCUCAUGCUUCUUCAUCCAUUCGCGCAUGUACCAGUCUCACCGGAAUCGUGUUUUCCAUGACUUCCGGAACGGAGGUUGCAAGUGUUUGGUCUCUUCAGACCUUUUUACCAGAGGGAUUGACAUCCAGAGCGUGAACGUGGUGAUCAAUUUCGAUUUCCCCAAGAACUCCGAGACCUACCUGCACCGCAUUGGCCGAACUGGCCGCUUCGCUGACCCAGGCCUGGGCAUCAGCUUUGCGACGGAAGAUGACCGCAACAGUCUGGACAGCAUAGGCAGGAUGAAAUCCCAAGACCUGAGUUUCGGUUCGGUGUUGCCUGUCUUGGGGUUGGAGGACAAAAUCUUGCACGAGCUGGGACAAGUGAAGCC
Molecule: messenger RNA, 1624 nt
Organism: Cladocopium goreaui
Lineage: Eukaryota; Dinophyceae; Suessiales; Symbiodiniaceae
Source: the annotation of a GenBank genome assembly